Molecule: messenger RNA, 2229 nt
Organism: Geosmithia morbida
Lineage: Eukaryota; Fungi; Ascomycota; Sordariomycetes; Hypocreales; Bionectriaceae
Exons: 5
Coding region: 1-2229 (742 amino acids)
Source: RefSeq, a predicted model, not a curated record
AUGACAGCUUGCACUGCUACUGCUGCUACUCCGAGUAUCACUAUCACCGCCGCCACCACCACCGCCACCACCACCGCCACCACCACCGCCACCACCACUGCUGCUGACGGUGAGCGCCCCAACUGCGCGGCAUGCGUCAACUACCGCUCCGAAUGCCACUACUCGUCGGCCACGCCGUCCGAGACCAACUCGCAGGCCCUCAAGCGCCGAUACGACGAGGUGCGCCGCGAACGAGACCUGUACCGCGACCUGUACGACUGUCUGUGCACCGUGCCCGACGUCCGGGCCUUCGACAUGCUGCGUCAGAUACGGGCCCGUACCGCCAGCCCCGCCGCCAUCCUCAGCAGCCAGGCCCACGAGCAGCAUCCCGGCGACGAGGCCGGCGCCGGGGCCGACGCCAGCCCUCGGCCACCUCCGCGGGCGUCGACGUCGCUCACCGUGGUGCCGGGGCUGGACGUGCAGCAGCUGUGCUACGAAUUCCCCUACAGGGCCGCCAUGCCCCGCGCCAUUGAGCGUUCGCCAAGCGUCUACCUCGACUCGGUGCUCUACCAGAUCGUCCACGCCGUGUAUCAGCACCGAGGCGCUGAAUCCGAGAGGAGGGAUCAGUGGGAGCGGCAGCUCAAGACCUUGGCCGUGCAGCAUCCGCCGGCCUACCUGAGACCGUACCACACGGCACGGCACAUCGAUUCGCGCCUGCGCCUCGUGGAUGUCAGCCGGUGGACGUCGGUUAUUAGCGACAGUGCCCUGUUCGCGUCGCUUGUAUCGUCGUAUCUCGUCUACGAGCACCCUUCCUCGCCCGUUCUCCAGCAAGAUAUCCUCCUCGAGGCCAUGGUCAGCGGAGAUGAGCGCUUCUGCUCGCCUUUGCUGGUGAACGCCCUGUUGGCCAAGGCUACUCACUGCUGCCUAGAUGUCCCCGAUCGGAGAAAGUACUGGGACCCGUCGAACCUGUCGUACGCCUUCCUCGCCGAGGGGAGACGGCUAUGGGAACUGGACGGUCACAAGGACGACCUCGUCACCGCCGAGGCCGCCGUCCUCUUGUACAUUACCUACACCCACGACGGGCUCGACAUCAUCUCCCACCGGUACCUGGAACGGGCGUUGGCCAUAUGCGUCGCUCUAGAUCUUUUCCGCGCCAGGCCACCUACCAUGGAUCCCAAGAUGGGGCAGGCCAUGGACUUCCUGGCGUGGAGUAUAUAUCGGUGGUCAGCAGUGUACAGCUACUACUUCCAGACAGCACCCCUCAUCAAGACCAUACCCGAGAUCGUACUGCCCGACCCGGAAAAGAACCCGACGUGGUACGGCGACUUCUACCUGCUCUACCCGCUCAGCGACACGCCAUUCUCGACCUACCACGGCCUGCUGUUCAGGGCCGUGUCGGAUCUGCGAGUCAUCGUGUGCGACAUUGGCCAGACGGUCUUUUCCAAGGGGGGGCCACCUGCUCUCCCGGCCGAAAAGUACAUGAGUCUCCUGGGGAGGAUGGAGGCUUGGUUCGAGUCUCUACCUGGACCGCUGACACCGAAGCAUAUAAUCUGGCCGGCGCAGAUGACGAUGCAUAUGGAGUAUUUUAUCGUCGUGUCAACAAUGUCGCGCAUGUCCAUCGUAGAAGAUGCCGCCUCACCGUCAUGCACCCCGUCCCAGCGGCGACGCAACCUCGAAGCAGCACGCAGACGCGCAUCCGACACGCUCUCCCUCGCCCUGGUGCACCUCGAAACGCUAGCACGGCUAUACUACCUCCGACACUCGUAUUCCCACUACGACCCGCACCUGACACAGGUCUUCUCCACUCUAGCCCGAUACAUGAGCAUGUCACGCGGCAUCAACUCCACCACCGCCAAUACCGAUACCAACCCCAACAUGGCCAGCACUAGCAGCACGGACACCAGCGGCAGCACCGGGGUAACAGCGACGUCAACAACCCCCGGCAGCAACGCCACGGUGACAGGCCAGGAGGAAGAUGCAGAGGAGCAUAUCAGGUCCACCCUGGUCCUGUGCUUCAAGGGCCUGUCCGACCAGGGAUGCCACAACAACCUCGCCGCCGUCGUGUGCAGGCUCCUCCUCGAGCGGCAGGCGCCCGACGUCGUCAGGCUCGUCAGCCCGUACAUACGCCCCGACGUGGUUGCCGACGAGGAUGCCAUAGGGAGGGCCGUCAGGUCCGCUUACCCCCUGUACAUGUCCGGUGCUGGGGACGAUCCCGAUGAUGCUAGGUUGGAGAAUAUCUUGAAGAGGUAG